GUGCCCACUUGGAAAGAAAAGAUGGCAGCGGAAGGAAAGGCGGAAGUCAUGUGACUAAAUAAAUGACCACAACACACUUCCUGUCCUGUUCUGUCACCGCACACCACACUCUUUUACAUCUGCUGCUACUGCAAGCGCAGGGUGAGGAGUCAAAUAAUGACGCCGUUGCUCCGCUUCAGCUGGAUCCAGCUUUGGACUGUCACCCGGGUCACCUGGAUCAUCUGGGUCACCUGGGUCACAAGCGUGUCGACAGGGUCGGAGCCGGAAGCGCUUUAUGAGCUCCACCAAUCAGAAGUGCCCUUCGAGCGAGCCCAAGAGGAAUGUCGACCCCACCAGCUCGCUACUUUUGCCACCCAGCAGGAGCUGGCCCAAAUCCUGCACGUCUUGUCCAGUUCUGACCUGCAGCUGGCCCAAAGGCUUUUUUGGGUGGGGCUGAGGAAGGCCAAGAACCAGUGUGUGGUUCCCUCGCUGCCCCUCAGAGGCUUCAGGUGGACCUCGGAUGGGCGUGCUGAGGUGCACCAGAGUCAAUGGGUGGAGGAGCCGGAGCACACCUGCACAUCAGUUCGCUGUGCGGCGCUGCUCACCCAGCAGGACCGCUCCACCGUCACCAAGUGGGGUCUGAUCUCGCUGAGCUGCAAGACCCGCAACUCGUUCAUCUGCAAGCUGGCCUCCAGAAGAGCUGACCCGGAAUCCACCGGACAGAAAGUACUAGAACCCGCAACUCCAGAACAUGCCCAGGCUGAAAAAAACAAACCGGCUGAACCAGAAAAAUCAACACCAGAACCAGCUGAACCAGAAACACCAGUUCCAAAACUGGCUGAACCAGAACGAACUGGACCAGAAACAUCUGCACCGAAACUGGAUGAACCGGUAUCUACUGAUCCUGGACAAACAGCACCAGCAACAGGUGAGCCAAAACCAGCUGAACCAGAGCCAACAAAACCGACAAAAGACCAAGACAUCAAAUCCGGGUCUCGUCAGUGUCCUUGGCCCGUUGUCCCUGGAGCGCGCUUCCUCAGUCUGGACCCGGCCGAAAGCAGCAGAAUCCAGGUGGACUGCUGGUCCCUGGUCCAACUGGACUUGUACUGUUUGGGCCCCCCCGCCAUUUGGCGCCUGCCCAACGGCGCUGCCGCCAAUCUGAGCUCAGUGUGCACGCCGUGUGGGCCCGGUUUUCUCAAAAAUGACUCGGGGGAGUGCGUGGACGUGGACGAGUGCGUUGGUGCACAUGAGUGCUCGCACGCGUGCAUUAACACGGUGGGCUCGUACGCGUGUGAGUGCACGGACCGCGGCGGCCGACAGAACCCCGAGGACUCUGCAGCGUGUGCGCCCACAGAGACCGGCACUGCCGGUCCCUUUUCAGGCGUCUUGGUGCCGGUGUUGGUGGCCCUGGCGGCGCUGGUGGUCCUGGUGACAUCACUCUGAAGCAAAUAAAUAUAUCAAGUUAUGAUGUACUAUAUUAUACAUUUUUAAAUGUCUUUAAUAAUCAUGUUAUGAUUAACUAUAUUAGAUAUUUUUAAAUGUUUUUUAUAAUAAACUUAUGAUGAACUAUA
This is a messenger RNA of Nerophis lumbriciformis (worm pipefish), 1550 nucleotides long. It is a transcript of the gene clec14a, whose product is annotated as C-type lectin domain containing 14A. The record is from RefSeq and is a predicted model, not a curated record. NCBI's taxonomy places the organism in Eukaryota, Metazoa, Chordata, Actinopteri, Syngnathiformes, Syngnathidae. Gene Ontology annotation, molecular function: calcium ion binding.